This is a messenger RNA of Tilletiaria anomala UBC 951, 3171 nucleotides long. RefSeq names its product DUF1793-domain-containing protein. The transcript is spliced from 4 exons. The coding region runs from base 165 to 3008 and encodes 947 amino acids. NCBI's taxonomy places the organism in Eukaryota, Fungi, Basidiomycota, Exobasidiomycetes, Georgefischeriales, Tilletiariaceae. The record is from RefSeq and is a predicted model, not a curated record.
UGCCUUCCACCCUCAGAUCAUCGCCUGAUCCACCCCCUGCUCGCCUGCCCCCUACUUUGGAAUAAUAGCGCUGUGUCACGGUCAUUACUAGUACGUCUUCCACUUAGUUCCGAGGACCGAAUAGACACAAGACAUCGGCCGGGCACGGAACUCCUGCACUGCAUAUGCAUCCGCACAUCUACUUGGUACCAUCAUCACGCAAGCCAGCUCUUACCUCGAAAGAAACAACAGCCAAAAUGCGCACGCUCAGCGGCGCGCUCUUUCUCGCCCUGCUUGCCUCCACGGCGCUGGCCGGCCUGCAGAACCCUUCCGCGCCGGCACUGCAGACGCUGGCGGACCUGACGCGACCUGACGGGCAGAAGCACCUCGCUGCUGACUACAUUCCGUCGAGCGCGACGUACAGCGAGCCGGUCGACAAGUCUGGCGGCGGCGUCGCGUGGCGCGUGCAAAAGGACCAGGACCAGCACAAGUCCAGCGUCGCGCACCUCAUCAACGGCCUCGCCAACAACCUACCCUUCAGCCUGCUGCCUGUCUCCCAGCAGCAGGCAAAGCCGGCCGCCAAGGCUGCUGCUGGGAGCGAAAGCAGUAGCGUUAGGCCAGCAUCAGACUCUAUCAGUUUCGUGAAGCAGAACGUUGCUUCGGCUUUUAGCCCCAUCAACCCGCCUAGCAUCCCGCUCGCAGUCCGCAGCCCUUACUUGAGCACCUGGCUGCCAUCCGGCUCUUUCUCCUCGGCUACACCGCCAAAUCACCAGGGCAACGGAGGCUAUCUGUACGGUCAAUACCCCGCCUUCUGGACCUCGUCCUACGGUGCGGAUGGCGAGUUUCGUCUCGGGUGGACCGGCUACAUCCGCAUUAAUGGCAAGACGUACCAGUGGAUGGGAGACGGCUUCGGCACGCUCGUCCCCGAUGGACCGAAUGCGCAACAGCUGAGCAUGGAGUACACUGCCACGCGCUCCACGUUUGCCUUCAAAGCGGCCGGCGUCAAGUUCACUGUGACAUUCAUGACGCCCAUCACGCCGAACGACUACCUGCGCCAGUCGCUGCCGCUCUCGUACAUGCACUUCGAGCUAGACCCCAAGACGGCCAAGGGAAAGGACAUCCAGAUGUACACCGACAUUGAUGAGCGCUUCGUCACGGGCCACGACUACGACUACGAAAACUAUCCGUACAAUAUGCAGUUUAUUAACACCAACGGCACCAGCAUGUACCUCAUCCAGCGCAACAACCCGCAGGUGUACACCGAGUAUCGCCAGCGCGCCGAGUGGGGCAGCGUCGCGUACGCUGUCAAAAACACGCCGGGCCUCAGCAGCAGGAACAACAACAACGUUGUCGCACAGAGCGAGUUCCUGCAGAAAGGCAAUCUCACCUUCGACCAUGGCCCUGUUGGCGGGCCGGACAACUCAUUCGCCUUUUCGGUCAACUUCUCCGCGCCUGGCGCAAAGAACGAUCUCGUCUUUGCUAUUGGGCACCUGCGCACGCCGUAUGUCAACUACAUCAAGCCCGUCCCCGGCGCGCCGGGUAAGUCGUACCAGCAAGACCGGUACGGGUACUGGCAAACCAAGUACCCCAACUUUAACGACGCUGUCUCCUUCUUUGUCAACGACUUUGCCGGCGCGCUCGCUGGCGCCAUGGAAUUCGACAAGAUGAUCCGUACCGACAGCCAGAACGCCGCCGGUGGCGGCGCCGUCGGCGACAACUACGCCGCCAUCACCGAGCUCUCCGUCCGCCAGGCAAUGGCCACUAUCGAGAUCACCGUCUCUCAGGACGAUACCGGCGCGUAUAACAAGUCCGACACGCUCAUCUUCCUCAAGGAGAUAUCGUCCAACGGUGACAUGUCCACCGUCGACGUCAUCUUUCCCCUGUUCCCGCUCCUCUCGUACCUCAACCCCAGCCUUCUGCGCGACCUUAUGAAGCCUAUCUUCGAGUACACCGAGUCCGGGCUGUACCCGAACAAGUGGUGUGUCCAUGAUCUGGGCGUUUACCCGAAUGCAUUUGGCCACAACGACGGCAACGACGAGCCGAUGCAGGUAGAGGAGAGCGGCAACAUGAUCCUAAUGACGCUUAACUGGGCCCAACUCGUCGGCAAGAAGGCCGCCGUCCCCUUUCUCAAGGCUCACUACAAGAUCAUGCAGCAGUGGGCCAGUUUCCUCAUCUCCGAUUCUCUUGUCCCUGCCGAGCAACUCUCCACGGACGACUUUGCUGGCACGCUCGCGAACCAGACGGACCUGGCCAUCAAAGGAAUCGAGGGCAUCUCCGCGAUGGGCUACAUUGCCGACUUGAUCGGACAGACAGAUGACGCCAACAGCUACCACAACACGUCGCUUUCGUAUGUCAAGCUAUGGGCCAACUAUUCGAUCUCCCACGACGGCUCGCACCUCAAGCUCGCGUACCAGGCCGACAGCUCGUGGGGCACCUUGUACAACCUGUACUUCGACCGCUUGCUCAACCUGCGCCUCGUCCCCAAGAGUAUCUACAACAUUUUGGACAACUGGUACCCCACCGUCGCGGGCCAGUACGGCGUGCCACUCGACAGUCGGCACACGUGGGCCAAGACGGAUUGGCAGAUGUUCGCCGCAGCGACGGCGGCCAAGAAGAGCACGCGCGACCUGUUCAUCAACAAACUGUACAAGUUCGUCUCCAACGGCCGCACCGACUCGCCCUUCACGGACCUGUUCGAGACGACGACGGGCGACACACCUAAGGGCCGGCCGAACGACAAUGACCACUACAUUCACUUCCUCGCGCGUCCCGUCGUCGGAGGCCACGCCGCGCUUAUGCUCCGCGACAAGGCCGACGAAGCCAACGGUAUCACGCAAUACCAGUACGGCCCCGAGUUCGCACACAAGGCCGUCACGCAGGCGCAGGUCGUUGACGCGCUCACCAACACUGCCGCGGCGGACCCGGCUAUCACCGACAGCACUGCCGCCCCCUCCCCCGAUGCUGCAAAGCGACUCGCGGUGCACCCUGGCAAGAAGCAGGUCGCUUUCGGCGUCAAGCAGCGUCACUGAGCGCGGGGCUCUUCUUUGGGCUCUGCUCGAGCACUUGCACCUGUCUGCGCACCGUUUUGUCGUCGAUUUCUCGCGGCUGCCGAGCCACGGCAACCGCUGGCUGCAAAAGGUCGCCUGCUUUCUACACAGUUGCUUCAUAUUACUUGUAGCCUAUACAAUGGCA